This is a messenger RNA of Rotaria sordida, 504 nucleotides long. The record is from the annotation of a GenBank genome assembly. Lineage: Eukaryota; Metazoa; Rotifera; Eurotatoria; Philodinida; Philodinidae.
AUGAAUGAAAAUAUUGAGAAGGAAUUUAUGGAAAAUUUAGCAGUAGCUGCAACUACACCAGCAACAUGGGUUAUUACAGCGGGUCUUAACAACGGUGUGGCAAAACUAAUAGGAGAAGGUGUUUCACGUUUUCGAGCACUGUCUGGCAAACAAGCAAAUGCUAUUCUGCUCGGUAUAGCUUGGUGGAGUAAUCUUUCGAUGAAGACACGAAAGAUACUUUCAAAAAUGCGCGAUGAGAAAUCAAGACUAAGCGAGCAAACGAAACCUACUGAUACCCUGUUUUGUUUUCAUGAUAAACAUACUCAUGCAUUAGAAAAAAAUCACACACAUUUUCUUCUAUUGGAUGAUGGUAAAUAUGAAUGUAAAAUCGAUCACAAUCAAUAUCCAAGUUCACAUAUGACUAGUGGAGAUCAAAGAGUCAAUCGUGCUAUAGGAAGUCAACAACAGAAACAGGGUUGGAUUGGCACUAUUGGAAAAAUGCUUGCUAUUGCUAACUCUAUUUAA